GUUUCUAGCAGGUUCCCAGCUAGUGCAAGGGCAUAAUGCUCAAAAGAUCAGGCUAGAAACACCCUGUGGAUUUGACGGCAAAGAAACAGAAAAAGUUCUAUUCUUCCUCCUCCUUUCAAAGACAGCCCAAGGGAAUAGAAGCCACUCACAAAUUCUACUAAAGAAGUAAAAUUUAUAAUCUAUAAAGUGGAUAGAAAACAACUGGUUUACCUGUAUGAUCAAGAAAGGUGUUUUACAAACGAUUAGAAGAACUGAUUUUUUCUGAGAAUCAUUGUCUGCGAAAUUGAUAUCUUGCUAUUUAGUCCUAAAGAAGAACCAGACCUCUUGGAAACCACUUUAAUCAGACCUAAGAGUUUGAGAGAAGCAGGUGCUGAACCUUAAUUUGUCCCCUGAACAAGAAAAAUGGGCUGUGAUCGAAACUGCGGGCUCAUCGCUGGGGCUGUCAUUGGCGCAGUCCUGGCUGUGUUUGGAGGUAUCCUAAUGCCAGUUGGAGAUAUGAUUAUUGAGAAGAAAAUUAAAAAGGAAGCUGUUCUUGAAGAAGGUACAAUUGCUUUUAAAAAUUGGGUUAAAACAGGCACUGAAGUUUACAGACAGUUUUGGAUCUUUGAUGUGCAAAAUCCAGAGGAAGUGGUAGUUAACAGCAGCAACAUUAAGGUUAAGCAAAGAGGUCCUUACACAUACAGAGUUCGUUAUCUAGCCAAGAAUAAUAUAACUCAUGACCCUCAAAGCCACACAGUCUCUUUUUUACAACCCAAUGCUGCCGUGUUUGAACCUUCACUGUCAGUUGGAUCAGAGAAUGACAGUUUCACAGUUAUCAAUCUGGCUGUUGCAGCCGCACCCCACAUCUAUCAAAACGCAUUUGUUCAGACGAUACUCAAUUCACUUAUCAAAAAGUCAAAAUCUUCUAUGUUCCAAACCAGAACUGUGAAGGAGCUGUUGUGGGGCUACAAGGAUCCAUUCUUGAGUUUGGUUCCGUAUCCUAUUAACACUACUGUUGGUGUAUUUUUUCCUUACAACAAUACUGCAGAUGGAGUUUAUAAAGUUUUUAAUGGAAAAGAUGACAUAAGCAAAGUUGCCAUAAUUGACACUUAUAAAGGUAAAAAGAAUCUCUCCUAUUGGCCAGGUUAUUGUGACAUGAUUAAUGGCACAGAUGCAGCCUCAUUUCCCCCUUUUGUUGAGAAGACCCGGGUGUUGCAGUUCUUUUCCUCUGACAUAUGCAGGUCAGUCUAUGCUGUGUUUGGAUCUGAAAUUAAUCUGAAAGGAAUUCCUGUGUAUAGAUUUGUUCUUCCACCCAAGGCCUUUGCAUCUCCACUUCAAAAUCCAGACAAUCAGUGUUUCUGCACAGAAACAAUUGUCUCAAAGAAUUGCACAUCAUAUGGUGUCCUAGACAUUGGCAAAUGCAAAGAAGGAAAACCUGUAUACAUUUCACUUCCUCAUUUUCUAUAUGCAAGCUCGGAUGUUAUGGAACCUAUUGAAGGCUUACAUCCAAAUGAAGAAGAACACAGGACAUAUUUGGAUGUUGAACCUACAACUGGAUUUACUUUACAAUUUGCAAAACGGCUGCAGGUCAAUCUAUUGGUCAAGCCAGCAAGAAAAAUUGAGGCAUUAAAGGGUCUGAAGAAGAACUAUAUUGUACCUGUCCUUUGGCUUAAUGAGACUGGUACCAUCGGUGAUGAAAAAGCAGAAAAGUUCAGAAAACAAGUGACUGGAAAAAUGAGGCUCCUUGGACUGGUUGAAAUGGUCUUGCUUAGUGUUGGUGUGGUGAUGUUUGUUGCUUUUAUGAUUUCAUACUGUGCAUGCAGAUCAAAGGAAGUAAAAUAAGCAGCAAAUGGAGUCUUUGCACUUAUGCACCAGCUACAUCAGAACAUCUGGUAACAUCGGUCUACAAAAUGAAGAUGUAAUAUGCUUUAUUUUUACAAAACACACCUUACCUUUAGUGGAAGAAACGACGGCAUUACUUUUUUGCCCCAACCAGCAGCACGUUUCUAAAGGAUUAUCAAGGUGCCAUUAAAAUCCAUACUAUGAACCAAAAACCACAUGCCUUCUAAAAGUCAUCACUUACAAAACUGAUCUGAUUUCAGUUUCUACAGACCUGGCUCAAGCAUGAACCAGUUUGGUACUGAUUCACUAACUGGUUCCCUGGUGGCAUAUUCAGCAGAGGUUGUGGACAUCUAAACAAAUCCUGUCUUCCUCAUCAAGGUGUAAGCACCAUCAUCCUCACCAGGGUCCUGUCCCUGUUUGGUUGUAACAGGCAGAUCCCAGGACUUUCAAUAGUACAUCACACUUUAUGGGCACCAAAUAUUUUGAAAGACAUUUAAUAAUGAAAAAGAAGUGACUGGCUUAUUGGUUUAUCAGCCGUUUAUUAUCUACUACUUCAGUUUCUUUAUGGAAGCUUUGUACAGCCACAGUAGGUAUCAUAACCAUUUUUCUUCCUUUCUAACAAUAUGGGCUUAUAUAUAUUUUGUCACUGAACAUGCAAAUGGAUAUCCUUUUUAGCACAUUUUGGCUCUUUAUGUUUAAGGACUUUGUCACUUUCCAAGUUCUGCAACUGUUCUGGAAAAUCUGAGUAGACUUUGACCUUUCUAUGCAGCUGUAACUUAUGCUUGGCAACCUGAGAAUGCUGUGCUAGUAUUAAAAGAUGUAAAUGAUAAUAAAGGAAUUAUUGUAUGGAAGAUUCCAAAGAGUAGAAAGUGCAUUAACAGUUGGUUCUAGUAUAUCUUGCUUUCACAGAGACCUCAGAAAGACUGUUUCAACCAUUAAAAGAUCUUCUUUCAGUUUCAGUGCUUUGCCGAGUUCCUGUGCUGUUGCAAAAAUUUUGCUUUAAUUUUCUGUCUGAGGUAUUCUUUCUGAAUCCGUAUAUCUUUAUGAAUUCAUGUUUCUUUCUGAAAUAUUCUGUCUGAAUUCAAUUUUGACCACUUUCUACUAGGCAAUUUUUAAGCCAAUUGAAGGAAAAUUUAAAAAAGAUAAUUUGAUUUUGUGUUUUACAGCAGCUGGAAUUGAGGUCUCGACUGUGCAGUUAUCUUUUUAUUAGCAGACACAUUGAUAGGUAACCCUGCUUUCUUUAGCAGAGAUUCACUGAUUGCAGAGAAUACUAAUCUUCCUUAAAAUCUCCAGCAUAGAAGGGGAAUCCAGCCCAAUUCUGCCUUGUGAUUUACACACGGAGGAAUGCAGGAUGAAGAAGUAGUAACUGGCUUGUUGGCAUACUGAAAUUAAGAAUAACUUGGCCUCCUUAUACAAGAUACCAGGGUAAAUGCUGAAAAAUCCUACUGAAAACCCAAAAGCAAGACACCAUAGAUUUGGAGGGCUCUGAAAAAUCCAUAGAGACUCAAAAUAUGCUGAUUGAGUGCCUUGCCAUUUAAUUGGAGGAAAAAAAGUAUUAUUCUAAGAUAUUGAUAUGUAAGAUGAUUUUCUAGACAUCCUCCCUGAUAAUCAAAAUAAAAGUAUACUUUCUUUAUAUUAGUGUGUUUGGGGAUAUGUUAAUCUAAAAGAAAUAAAAAGGAAAAUUCUUUAAUUGUUGAGAUAUGUAGUGAUAAACUAUGUAAAGUGGAAACUGUGCAAAAGAGUUGAGUGAGGAAAUAACCUAUGUACCUCACAUAAGGUCUAUACAGCCAAUCAAUGUCUCUGAUCUUAACAUCGUCAUACAGAAAUUAUUUUCCACAUCAUGACAUUUAAGUAUCUGGGAAAAGAUUUCGAUUUCUGUGUCCUUAGUAUUGUUUAACUAAAUACAUAUAUAUUCCAGUCUUGUUUUCAUUCCUCAGCGUAUCCUUUCUCUAAAUUCUAUAAAAUAUGUACAAAAGACAAUCCGUAUACAAAGACAAAUGGAUUAUCUUAAAGAUAUCCAGUAGGAAAAAUUAUACUUUCUUCAAAUAAUGAGAGGUAGGCUUUUUGAUAAGAAAAACGGCAGUUUAGAUUUGUGUGUGUGUGUAUGUUUUGGGGUAGGGGGCACUUUUGGAUGUAUAUUAAAUGUGUGACUUUUUGUUUUACCCUAGUGAAAGUGUUUGGUUUUCAGUGAGGGUAAAUGUUUGACUGUUUAUUAUUGUAUAUGGAUGAAAUUGUAUGCUUUAUUCCAUAUAAAGA
This is a messenger RNA of Trichechus manatus latirostris (Florida manatee), 4077 nucleotides long. RefSeq names its product CD36 molecule (CD36 blood group) (gene CD36). NCBI's taxonomy places the organism in Eukaryota, Metazoa, Chordata, Mammalia, Sirenia, Trichechidae. Gene Ontology annotation, biological process: lipid storage; low-density lipoprotein particle clearance; lipoprotein transport. Gene Ontology annotation, molecular function: low-density lipoprotein particle receptor activity; scavenger receptor activity; low-density lipoprotein particle binding. The record is from RefSeq and is a predicted model, not a curated record. The transcript is spliced from 15 exons. Gene Ontology annotation, cellular component: plasma membrane; cytoplasm; caveola. Bases 403 to 1821 code for a protein of 472 amino acids.